Molecule: messenger RNA, 219 nt
Organism: Puccinia triticina
Lineage: Eukaryota; Fungi; Basidiomycota; Pucciniomycetes; Pucciniales; Pucciniaceae
Exons: 1
Coding region: 1-219 (72 amino acids)
Source: RefSeq, a predicted model, not a curated record
AUGGAGACCCUCAUCAGUAACGCCGAACUCUUAGCGAAUCCCAAGCAUAUCAUCGCAAAGCUGCGAGAUAUUGUGCAUCAUGAUGCUGUCACGGCUACCAUGGAUCGUGGCAACGCUACCUUUGGCAAUUCCUCCACGGCACUUGCCACGCAAGCCUCCCAGUUUGCAAACAGAGGCAAUAAUCCCAGAAAACGCCGCCCAAACCCAAAUGCCUGCUGA